AUGACCGGGAAUGAGUCGAGCCGACUCCUUGCCACUGCAAACCCGCGCCGCAAACACGUCCCGACAACCUUCAACCUCACCAGACGCCAGCAAUUCCGGACAAACUGGAGGCAAUCUCUUUCGAUGACUGGUUUCGCUUCUGAGUCACAGGCAGUAAUUAUGAGCCAUCGCUCCCCAGAAGAGAAUAGCGCCUGCCCCACCAACGACGCUGCUGCCACGACGUCACUCAAAACCGACGACACGGCCUCAGCUUCUGUCGCCCAGCUCACCUCAAGUUCUCAGCUCACGACUUUCCUUCAGCGCCCGCCUUGA
Molecule: messenger RNA, 312 nt
Organism: Purpureocillium takamizusanense
Lineage: Eukaryota; Fungi; Ascomycota; Sordariomycetes; Hypocreales; Ophiocordycipitaceae
Exons: 1
Coding region: 1-312 (103 amino acids)
Source: RefSeq, a predicted model, not a curated record